GAAGGGUUUUAGUCCUUCCAUCCACUGAUCUGUAAAACUGCUCCAGAAACCUUUGAACAGAAAAAAAAAAACAAGAAGAAGAAGAAGAAGCGAAAAGAUGGGCAAAGAAAGUAAGCUUUGGGACGACUCCUCCCUCAUCGACGCCUUUGACAACGCCAUGUCCAAAUACAAGAUGCAUGGACUGAAAAGCCGCGAGGCCAAUGUCUCUUUUUCUGUUCAUCAAAGCGGUGAUGGGGCCAUAAAACCCAGGGAUGUAGGAGAGAACAACAAUGCCGGAGUGAUUACUGGAACAGAAACGGAAGAGGCAAAGGAUCUUGAACCGGUUAAAGAAAAUUGUGCCGUUAAGUUACAGACUCCGGAACCUUACAUAGAUACAACAACUAGUCUGCCAAUGCAGGAUAAGCAAGAUGGGAAUAAUGGAUAUUCGGAUUUGCAAGGUGCUCAGGAAUAUAACCAAUUACUCAGUCAAUAUUACGAGGUUGAAGAGAAGAGACAGACUAUUCUGCAGCAGCUUCAGCAAUGUGGUAGUUGGGAUUAUCAAUAUUCGGCUGAGGGUUAUAGCACAGCUGCACCAUGGGGUACCUCCUGUGUUUAUCAGCAAUACCCUAUUCGUACAAGUCAAGCUUCACAAUCCACUGUCAUCUGUUCGUGUUGCCCGUAUGUAUGUCAAUCUUUGGUGACUCCGUGCACACAGUAUCCUUGCUGUCCUUUGGCUGGGACAUCUGUUGGUAAAAUUAAUGCUGAACCAAAUGGUGCAAUUACUUGUGAAAACUUACCGACGGUCAUUGACUCUGACAUUGUUAAAACGGCUAUGGGAGCUGCAGAAAGAGCGAUAUCCUCUUUGACUACACAAGCUUCAAUUAAUCAGAACGAAAAUGAAGAGAACAAGGAGAAGAAGGAUGGUGAAGAGGAAACGAAUCAUGGUAAUUGUGUAACCGAUCUCUCCGUACUUUUGAAUGCCUGGUAUUCUGCUGGCUUCUACACAGGAAAGUACCUUGUGGAACAUAGUAUUGCCAAGAAAAGGCAAUGAUUGGCAUUCUUUUUGUGCAAUGUUGAAGAGAGCUGUUAGAAGGCGAGAGGCAUUCUCAUUGCAUGCAUUUGAUUGGUACGGCGAGAAGGAAUGUGAGAAUGUAUGGCCAAUAUGCGAAACCUGGACAACGGGUCAGAUU
Hibiscus syriacus is the source of this 1169-nucleotide messenger RNA. RefSeq lists its product as uncharacterized. NCBI's taxonomy places the organism in Eukaryota, Viridiplantae, Streptophyta, Magnoliopsida, Malvales, Malvaceae. The coding region runs from base 98 to 1030 and encodes 310 amino acids. The transcript has 5 exons. The record is from RefSeq and is a predicted model, not a curated record.